Aspergillus homomorphus CBS 101889 is the source of this 1927-nucleotide messenger RNA. Its product is annotated as GTP-binding protein Obg. The record is from RefSeq and is a predicted model, not a curated record. NCBI's taxonomy places the organism in Eukaryota, Fungi, Ascomycota, Eurotiomycetes, Eurotiales, Aspergillaceae. Gene Ontology annotation, cellular component: mitochondrion. Bases 153 to 1844 code for a protein of 563 amino acids. Gene Ontology annotation, molecular function: GTP binding; GTPase activity; magnesium ion binding. The transcript has a single exon.
UCCCCGAGUGCACACCACAGAACCCGGGUGCUACUUCUUGAAAGCCAAGGAGAAGAUGAGUAUUGAUUGAUUGAAUACUACUCACAGAUAGAAGUGUGCAUCGUUUGCUUUGAUGAUGAACGAUACUCGAUAAUACCUUCCGAACGCACAUCAUGGCCGCUCAACGAACAUGUUUCUUACGCUCUUUUCCACUCCUACGCUUUCAGCGGUCGGCCCGGUUACAUAGAACACCCUUUGCACUAGCUCACGUGCCCAGGUGCUGCCAACGACACAAUAGCACCGACGCCGAGGCGCAGCGACCUGCAAGCCAGGCAACCUUGCCCGACCAGCCCACAGAAUCCUCCCAUCUCAAUCCCUUACCCGACGACUACUCGCGGUUCAUAUUCCAAGACAAGUGUCGCUCGACGAUAUGGUCGGGCUCCGGCGGAGACGGAUGCGUCUCAUUUCUUCGGGAGAAAUAUGUCGAAGAGGGCCCGCCGAACGGUGGCGACGGCGGUAGCGGUGGAAGCAUCUACAUCCAGGCCGUUGAAGGGCUGACCAGCUUACACAAACUCGCCCGGCGAGGGGUCAUCAAGGCGGGUCGGGGCAGAAAUGGACAGGGAAAGAGCAAGGGCGGCAAACGCGGCGAGGACGUACUCCUUCAGGUCCCUGUCGGUACGGUCGUACGUGAAGUCGAUCGGUACGACCCAGUGACGGAGGAAGAAAUACGCCAGCGGCACGAGCGCGCCAUGGAGAACGAAGAACCGGAGGAGGGCCUCGGUAUAACCUCGAUUCGCCGCGAUCGCUGGGUCCUGUACCCCGGAGCCAAUCCGUCCGAUUACCUGACUACGAUGUUUCCGAAAAGUUCGCCGCGGCGACAGCAUAUCGCCUCGCUGGAGCCCAAAGCGCCCAUCAACCUUGACCUCUCAAGCCAUAUGGAUAAGCCGAUGUUGCUCUCGGCAGGUGGUGUGGGAGGGAUGGGUAACCCGCACUUCGCGCACCGUGCAAUGAGCCGACCGAAAUUUGCGUCUAGAGGAGAAGGUGGCAAGCGCCUGGAGCUUGAAUUCGAACUCAAGCUCCUUGCGGACGUCGGACUCGUUGGGAAGCCUAAUGCUGGAAAAAGCACCUUGCUUCGCUCAUUGACCAACAGUCGCACACGGGUUGGUAAUUGGGAAUUCACGACGCUUGAACCAAACAUCGGCACGGUUGUCAUUGAUAAUCAUAAGGGGAGACCUCUGGUCGAGUUGGAGGGCAGAAAACCACGGACCAACUUCACCAUUGCCGAUAUCCCUGGUCUGGUCGAGGGCGCUCACCUUGAUCGGGGCUUGGGACUGGGUUUCCUGCGCCAUAUCGAACGAGCUGGCAUCCUUGCUUUCGUCGUCGAUCUCAGCGUUGGUGAUCCUAUUCAAGGUCUCAAGAACCUAUGGCUUGAGCUCGGUGAAUUUCAACGGAUGCGCGAAGCAGAGCAUGCGCUGAAAGUUCAGGAAAUGCUUGCAUGGCCUCCACCAGUAGACGAGCUACCGGAUUUCUUCUCCGAGGAAGAAGCGCCAGAACCUACUUACGUGGCUCCUAGCACUGCUAGCUCUACCGCGAAGCAAGAGCUUGAUCCUCUCCCCGAGCUUAAAAUGCCACCCAUCCAUACCAAGCCUUGGUUUGUCGUGGCCACAAAAGCGGAUCUUCCAGAAACCCAGGAGCAGUUUCAAGCGUUGCGGAGAUAUCUCGCAGCUGUUGAGAAGGGAGAAGCCGAUCAUCCGGGAGGCUUGCAGGAAGGGUGGAAAGAGAGAAUCUGCGCUGUCCCUGUCAGCGCCAUCAACGGUGAAGGCGUUGCUCGUAUUCCCCGAUUAGUGAUGGAAUUAUUGGGUUGAUUGUUAGGUGCACGUUGGUGCCGAUGUAAAGUAUAGCAUGCCAACCGGCCGAAGCCAUGUAAAUAUAGCAUCAGUUGUGAAUG